CUGACUUAAUUAGAAGAAAAAGUGGACAUUGGCGCCAGGGAAGAAGCGAAAGUGAAAGCGUAGGAACAAUCGAUUAGGGGUAAUUUUGACCAGUGAGGGAGCCACCGUAGCUAGAGCAGGAAAGCACAUCCAACAACUGCCAACUCGACUGCCAACCUUGGAAGGUGGUACAUGUGUCCGAUGUAUCUCACUGCUAAGAAUUCGCAUUAGUGUGCAUCAACAGAACUAAAGCACCAACCACCCUUAAGGAUGAAUACAAUACUUUUUUGGUACAUACUUUUUAAAGGAACGGUUGGACUUCGUCUCAUGAGACUUGAAGUACCUUCAGCAGCGAUUAGAGGCGAACCUGUAUGGUUAAACUGUACAUUCGACUUAGAAUCAGACGAGUUGUAUUCAGUAAAAUGGUACAAAAACAACGUAGAAUUCUACAGAUUUUUACCGACAGACCAACCACCUGGCCAAAAAUACGAUCUGAUGGGAGUUUACGUAGACGUAAGAACGGUUGGACUUCGUCUCAUGAGACUUGAAGUACCUUCAGCAGCGAUUAGAGGCGAACCUGUAUGGUUAAACUGUACAUUCGACUUAGAAUCAGACGAGUUGUAUUCAGUAAAAUGGUACAAAAACAACGUAGAAUUCUACAGAUUUUUACCGACAGACCAACCACCUGGCCAAAAAUACGAUCUGAUGGGAGUUUACGUAGACUCAAAUUUAAUGUUACCAGAGGAUGGCCCAACAAUAACCGGCAUAAAACCACAAUACCAAAUUGGAGACGAAGUAAACGUCACGUGCUCGGCAGGACCUUCAAAACCGGCAGCAACACUAAAGUGGUACAUCAAUGGCAAAGAGGCACCCGUAUCGUACGAAACAAGAACAAGACCCCUGAGACACAAAGACAGGUUACAGAUUUCUACCCUGGGGUUGAACUUCGAAGCUAGGCCUGUCCACUUCUGGAAUGGAUCUAUGAAAUUGCGCUGCACUGCUGUUAUAUCUCAAGCAUAUUCUAUGAGUAGCGAAGAAAUCAUUGUUGGUGAUAACGCUCGUGCCUCAGGCUUUCAUUCUGGUUUACUUGGAGACGGGCCAACGAUUACGGGUGGUAAACCAAAAUAUCAAGUAGGUGACGAAGUGAACGUCAAUUGCACCUCUGCCAAGUCGAAACCGCCAGCAGAACUAUUAUGGUUCAUCAACGAUCAACCUGUCAUAAACGACAGACGAGUAAGUGAAGUAGAAAAUAUUCCUUUAUAAUUUUAAUAUUAAUAAAAAUUCCUGCAUAUUUAUAUUAAAAAUAAUAAUAAUAGAAAAUCCUUUCAUCAAUGAACAGAAAAGACAACA
Centruroides sculpturatus (bark scorpion) is the source of this 1329-nucleotide messenger RNA. RefSeq lists its product as uncharacterized. Bases 250 to 1242 code for a protein of 330 amino acids. NCBI's taxonomy places the organism in Eukaryota, Metazoa, Arthropoda, Arachnida, Scorpiones, Buthidae. The record is from RefSeq and is a predicted model, not a curated record. The transcript has 7 exons.